This is a messenger RNA of Musa acuminata subsp. malaccensis (wild Malaysian banana), 1453 nucleotides long. RefSeq lists its product as uncharacterized. Lineage: Eukaryota; Viridiplantae; Streptophyta; Magnoliopsida; Zingiberales; Musaceae. The record is from RefSeq and is a predicted model, not a curated record.
UACAGAAGUACAUACACGCCGCAGGCUCGUGGGUCGCGUAAAAACCUAAACCCUAGUGUGCUCGUCACCGAGUCUAUUUACCGGAAGCUCUGGUCUCGCAUUUUCUUCGUCCGAUCGCCUCUCGCGCCGACGAGCUGCAGCGGAAAGCGGCAUCCGUCGUGGAGUGAGAGCGGCAACGAGCUGUUGUCUUCUGUACCUCUUUUUUGCGUUCUUGUUUGUAAUGUUUGUCUUUCGGAAGGGAAUCGUUUGACGGGCUGUGGAUCACGGGAAUGCCGGCGCUCUCUCAUCUCCCGCUCGCCUCUUUCCAUAUGGUCGCCGUGUGAUGCCCAUCAAUAAGCCCGGAUGCAGGCGUCUGCGAGAGGACUCGCCUUCUCUUCUUCCCCAGUCUCGUCUUCCACCAAAAGGGUGUUCAUUGACUUAUCUAGUGCACUACUUCGAUCGAGUUUCAGAGGAUGGGAAAAAUCAUUUUCUGCAUUGGUUCCCUCUGGCCCAUAUAAACCACAAAAAGGCGAGAAGAUAUCUGAACAAGAAAGACGUGCUUUGGUGGAAUCUUUUGUUGACAAGUACAGAGCCUCAAAUGCAGGAAGAUUUCCUCCUGUUUCCCAUGUUCGGCAAGAGAUUGGUGGGUCUUAUUACAUAAUAAAACAACUUGUUCAAGAAAUGAAGUACAAUAAAAGGUCAUCUUUGAAUGGAGGAGCCCAUCAUUUGACAAAAGCAGAAGACGUUGAUCAAAGUUCAAGUGCCAAGAAAGUGCCCUUUACAUCUGCUGUAGACAAUAUGUUGAAAACAGAUGUAGGUGACAAACAGGAUGAAUCAUCAGUCUCACUGAAAUUGGAUAUCGGAGUAGAUGCCAUGCAGUCUCCAUCAGGAGAAACUAUAGGCUCCAGAACAGAGAAAAGUGCUAAUGACAUUGCGCAUGAUGCUUCUUUCUCAAAGGUGGUUGAACAUAAUAGAGGAAAAGAUGAAGUUUUGGAGACUGAGGAACAUCUUAGGGAUCACCCAAGAAGCACUGAGCAGAGCGAUUCAUCGGCAAGAACAACAGACUUGUGGGGAAAUUUGAGACUUUUGGCAGACGGGAUUGUUAGCUUUUGGAGGAAAAUGUAGCGGGUUUUGGUUACAUUAUUUCGCACAGGAAUAUGCAAGAUUUGAGAUGUAUUUUCCCUUGUUGCUACAUAAUUCUCAUCUUGGUGCCGCUGAGACGGGUAUCUUGCAAUUUCUCCAGUGGGUUUUGUUUCUGCAAAGUAGUUGCAUGUUAUUCUGUGACAUCACAUCAUUUUGAUCUGUGUACUUAUCGUUGUGCUUUGCCUUGCCAAGUACCGUAGAUACAGUUAUCGAUACACUGUAUUUUAGAUACAGUGAUGUGUUGCACCUUGUUAUUGGUUGAUCUUUAUCACAAGAAUAUUGUCCCGUUUUUGCUAUUUGACAUUACGAAAUGAUGGUAUUGCUUACUGUA